CUUCCCUCCACCACUUUCCUCUGUUGUCAUUAGCUCUCCUGAGACUCCUGAGACCUGGGCUGCUGCCCCCACGGUUUGAUCAGUAGAGACCCCAUCUCCAUAGGAAAAAGGUUCCUGGGGCCUCAGUUGGAUUUCUGCAUGGUAUCUGCCCUAACCAACAAAUAGAAAAGCCAGGAUCCAGCCAUACGUCAAUGGACCCCAGAGGCAUCUUGAAGGCAUUUCCCAAGCGAAAGAAAAUUCAUGCCCAUCCAUCGUCAAAAGCACUUGCAAAGAUUCCCAAGAGGGAAGAGGGAGAAGAAGCUGGAGAGUGGCUGAGCUCCCUGCAGGCCCACAUAGUGCCCACUGGCAUUGGACGAGCUCGGGCAGAACUCUUUGAAAAGCACAUUGUCCAGCAUGGUGGCCAGAUAUGCCCUGCCCAGGCUCCAGGGAUUACUCACAUUGUGGUGGAUGAAGACAUGGACUGUGAGCGGGCCCUCCGCCUCCUCAGACUGUCCCGGCUGCCCCCAGGUGUUCAACUGGUGAAAUCAGCCUGGCUAAGUUUGUGCCUGCAGGAGAGAAGACUGGUGGACACAGCUGGAUUCAGCAUUUUCAUCCCCCACAGGUUCUUAGACCAACCACAGUCCAGCAAAGCAGAACAAGACUCUUCUGCCCUUCUUGGGACCAACGACAUUUUGCCUAGGACAGCCCUCUCUCUUGCCUCUCUUCCUACUGGAGCUGUUUCUCCUCCCACUGGAGAUGUAUCUCCUUCCAGAAAGGCAGAAGAGGCACCAAGCACUCAAGUCCAGCCCAGUUCAGAUGAUGAAAUAAGUGAUGGGGAAGGGCCCCAGGUUACUGCUGCUGAUCUGGAAGCCCUAAGAAGUGGCCACUACCCUACCACCCCCGUGGAAGAUGCUGGGCCUGACCCAGCCCCGGAGGCCCUGGAUAAGUGGGUCUGUGCACAGCCCUCGAGCCAGAAGGCAACCAACCACAACUUGCACAUCACAGAGAAGCUGGAAGUGCUGGCCAAAGCCUACAGGGUCCAGGGAGACAAGUGGAGGGCCCUGGGUUACACCAAGGCCAUCAAAGCCCUCAAGAGCUUCCACAAGCCUGUCAGCUCCUAUCAGGAGGCCUGCAGCAUCCCUGGGGUUGGCAAGCGGAUGGCUGAGAAGAUCAUGGAGAUCCUGGACAGUGGGCACCUGCGGAAGCUGGAUCAUAUUAGCGAGAGUGUGCCUGUCUUGGAGCUCUUCUCCAACAUCUGGGGAGCUGGGACCAAGACUGCUCAGAUGUGGUACCAUCAGGGCUUCCGGACCCUGGAAGACAUCCGAAGCCUGGCCUCCCUGACUACCCAGCAGGCUAUUGGCCUGAAGCAUUACGAUGACUUCCUACAGCGCAUGCCCAGGGAAGAGGCUGCAGAGAUUGAGCAGAUGGUCCGGGUGUCAGCCCUGACCUUCAACCCGGGGCUGCUGUGUAUAGCCUGUGGCUCGUAUCGACGGGGAAAGACAACCUGUGGUGAUGUGGACGUGCUCAUCACUCACCCAGAUGGCCGAUCUCACCAGGGCAUCUUCAGCCACCUCCUUAACAGCCUCCGGCAGCAAGGGUUUCUCACAGAUGAUUUGGUGAGCCAGGAGGAUAAUGGCCAACAACAGAAGUACUUGGGUGUGUGCCAGCUCCCAGGACCAGGACGGCAGCACCGACGACUGGACAUCAUUGUUGUGCCCUACAGUGAGUUUGCUUGUGCCCUGCUCUACUUUACUGGCUCUGCCUACUUCAACCGGUCCAUGCGGGCUCUGGCCAAGACCAAGGGCAUGAGCCUGACAGAACAUGCCCUCAGUGCAGCUGUGGUACGGAAUACCCAAGGCUUCAAGGUGGGGCAUGGCCAAGUGCUGCCCACCCCUACUGAAAAGGAUGUCUUUAGGAUCUUAGGCCUACCCUACCGAGAACCAGCUGAGCGGGAUUGGUAACCCAAGGCUGGAGGAAAGGGAAGCCCACUGGACUGGCCACCUGGCCUGGCCAUCCAGUACCCCUCCAGCAUCUACUGGCUGAACUCUACUACUGCAACCACCAGCUGUCCUCAGUUAGCCUGAGCCUGGGCUCUCUGGGCCUGGCUCCCAGGGCCUGCCUACUCUUCUCCCAGACAAGAUCAAGCUGCUGUCCCUUCAACCUCACCACUGCCCCUGGUAGAGUUUUCCACAUGGCCCCUUGCUCCAUUUAAGCAGGAACAGGUGGCUGGCACAGGAUCCCCUCUUCCCACCCUGAGAAAGAGCUAGCUGCUGGGGGUGGAAGAAAGGCUUCAUGGGGAGAGGGAAGCAGCUGCAGGCCCAGCAUCAUCCAAGACCCUUCCGAGUAGGAGAAUGAGAGCCAUUCCACAUGGAUUUCCUCACCCAUCCCACUUCCUGUGCAUCUGGAGCUGCUGGGAAAGGGUACCACAGGCUCCAUGAUGACAACAUCUGGAGACCCAAGGGCCCAGUAAAGUGCAUUUGACAUUCAACCUGCCUGGUGUCUUUAAGCUGCUGCAGCCCCCUUUUUCCACUCAAGCAGGAAAGAGAUGGGAGCUGAAUGGUAGAGCCCAGAAAAGCUGCACUGACUGCCCUCUAGCCAGGCCUGGCUGAGGCAGCUCCUGAACCCAAAAUGGUGUUUUAGGUGAAUGUUAAGAGGGAGUCAGGCACUAGGGGUUUCUCUCUAUCCACCCAUCAGAAUCUCCUAUGGACCCUGCCCAAGACAAGGCUAUUGUGAGAAACAAAGGUGACAAGGCUUACAGGAAAUAAUUACAAACAACAUGGUGGUCUGUGUACCAUUGACUGGGAUGGGGUGAUCAGGGAAGGCUGCCUGGAAGAGGGAAGGGAAAUUGCCUGUUUUAAAGGGGUCAGCAGCUCUGUUUGGGGACAAUUAAGAUCCAGCUUUAGAGAGGAUGCUGGAAGUCAGGAGGAGGCCAAGCAGGCAGAGACUUGAAAAUGAAUCUAUAGGGUUAGGUUUGGCAGAGCAGGCAGGAAUAUGAGCAAGUCUGCAGGUGCAUUUAGCAGGGUUUCUGAGGCUGGGCCUUGCAGGUCAGAAGACCGGAGGGACUGGGAGGAGGGGGUGUGUCUGGAAAGAAAUAUGAAGAGUGAUAGGCCCAGAGAUAGGAGAAAGCUGUCUUAGAGAAACCUGGAAAGGCUCCGUAACAUGGGGGAUUUUGAGGUGAAGGCGAGGGAGCUUAGGCCCAGUGGUGGGCUCCAACCUUUAGUGUGCUAAGUGUGAGGUGGUGUAUGUAUGUGUGGAGUCCUUGCAUCUCUGUCAGUAACCUUCAGAGAGUCCCAGAGCUGACCUUUCCCUCCCUGGUGUCAAAUCCUGAGACCCAGCUGGGUAUGGUAGUACAUGCCUGUAAAUCCCAGCUACUCAGGAGGCUAAGACAGGAAGGUCAUGAUUUUGAGGCCAACUUGGACUAUAUAGCAAGACUGUCUCAGAAAACAACAUCCCAAAGAUUCCUGGGAUCCUAGCAACCUAAGAAACAGCCUCCAACUCAAGCCUAGAUGCCUGCCUGUGGUGUCUGGAGGGUCUCUUUGGAGUUCAUUACCAACCUGAGCGGUGGCCAUAUCCAAGGUCCCAAAGCCCUUGUGAGCAGUGGGCCUCUCUGUAGACCUCCUAUUCUCAGGGAGGCCAUAGUGCCCUGGGUAGAACAGAAGAGGAGCUGGUGAUUCCCAGGGCCCCACAGCUUUUAAGGCUAUCCUUGGGCUGUCAUAGCUGGGAGCAAGACGGGCUGAUGGGCACUGAGUCACGGGUAACUUUCUACACACAGGAAUUUCUCAAAAAUCACUAGAAGGGAUAGAGCUGUCUUGUUUGAAAUAAGGGGUUUCACUCCCAUUUCUGACACCCUUCCCAUUUGCCUUUACCCUUUUCCCUAUGAGACUCAGAAUUCAGGUGUGCCUUCAAACUAUACAGACUUCUGGUCCCACCUCCUGACAAUGGCAAUGGGAAAUCCUGGGUUGAAGAGGGAGAGUGCCCACAUCCUCCAGGAACCCAUAUGGCAUGAUAACCUAGCUGCUCGGUGUAACAGAAGGAACCAGGAGAACAACUGAGUCAGGGAAGCUCAGUGUCUUAGAAAAGGCUUCAGUUUGAAAGAAGGGGUAGUUUUUGGAGUUCAAACUAAGUAAGAAGUGAGUUCAGGCCGGGUGCUGGUGCUUAUGCCUAUAAUCCUAGCUACUCAGGAGGCAGAGAUCAG
Molecule: messenger RNA, 4174 nt
Organism: Castor canadensis (American beaver)
Lineage: Eukaryota; Metazoa; Chordata; Mammalia; Rodentia; Castoridae
Gene: Poll
Product: DNA polymerase lambda
Biological process (GO): double-strand break repair via nonhomologous end joining
Cellular component (GO): nucleus
Molecular function (GO): DNA-directed DNA polymerase activity; DNA binding
Source: RefSeq, a predicted model, not a curated record